AGUAACCUGACAAUCCUUCUUCACCUAAUCACUUGUCUUCUUCCUCUGCUCAAUACUCUCUCUCUCUCCGACUGUAACUCCAAGUUUUGAUUUGUUCAUCAAAAACUCCAAGCUUUGAGCUCGUUGUUUUGUUCUUCUUCCAUUUCCGACUGUAGCCGAAGCGUUUGCCGAAGAGGGAUACACAGAGAGAGAAGCAAAAGAAAAUGAGCCAUUGCAUGAAUCGCUGCGAGUACCUAUCUUCGACUUCGAGUUCGAUUUUCUUCUCCUCCAAGCUCCAUUCCUCGAAAUCCAACACCUUUCGCUUACUCUUCGGCUCCAACAAGCUUGGAGCUAGGAAGGCGUGCGCGGCUCCUCUGAAGCUCCGCCCAUGGCCGACUCAAUUCGCCCGAUUGGACAACCCUAUCUUCAAAGUCAAGUCGGUUCAGAGCGAGCAAGGGAUCUCCAACGAGUCGCCGCCCAAGGUCGGAAAAAGAACGGACUUGAAGAAGAUAAUGAUACUCGGCGCCGGCCCGAUUGUGAUCGGCCAAGCUUGCGAAUUCGAUUACUCGGGAACGCAGGCCUGUAAGGCUCUCAAGGAGGAAGGAUACGAGGUCGUUUUGAUCAACUCCAACCCGGCGACGAUCAUGACCGACCCGGACUUGGCCGACCGGACAUAUAUUACUCCGAUGACGCCGGAGCUCGUCGAGCAGGUCCUCGAGAUGGAACGCCCCGACGCGCUCUUGCCGACCAUGGGAGGCCAGACCGCGCUGAACCUCGCCGUCGCUUUGGCGGAGAGCGGCGCGCUGGACAAAUACGGCGUCGAAUUGAUUGGCGCCAAGCUUGACGCGAUUAAGAAAGCGGAAGAUAGAGAUUUGUUCAAGAAGGCGAUGAAUAACAUUGGGAUUGAGACGCCGCCUUCUGGAAUUGGGACCACAGUUGACGAGUGCAUCGAAAUUGCAAGCGAGAUUGGUGAGUUUCCCCUAAUCAUCAGGCCUGCGUUCACUUUGGGCGGUACCGGAGGUGGAAUUGCGUACAAUAAGGAGGAAUUCGAGGCCAUUUGCAAGGCCGGGCUCGCGGCGAGCCUGACGUCGCAGGUGUUGGUGGAGAAGUCGCUGUUGGGAUGGAAGGAGUACGAGCUUGAGGUUAUGAGGGAUUUGGCUGAUAAUGUGGUUAUCAUCUGUUCGAUUGAGAAUAUCGAUCCAAUGGGAGUUCACACCGGGGAUUCGAUCACUGUUGCUCCCGCGCAGACUUUGACGGAUAAGGAGUAUCAGAGGCUGAGGGACUACUCGGUGGCCAUAAUAAGAGAAAUUGGGGUUGAAUGUGGUGGUUCUAACGUGCAGUUUGCGGUGAAUCCGAAGGACGGCGAGGUGAUGGUGAUCGAAAUGAACCCGAGGGUGUCGCGGUCAUCGGCUCUGGCGUCGAAGGCUACCGGGUUUCCUAUAGCAAAGAUGGCUGCCAAGUUAUCGGUUGGCUAUUCGUUAGACCAGAUUCCAAAUGACAUCACCAAGAAAACGCCUGCUAGUUUUGAGCCUUCCAUAGAUUAUGUGGUGACAAAGAUCCCUCGCUUUGCAUUUGAAAAAUUCCCUGGUUCACAGCCAAUACUGACGACGCAGAUGAAAUCCGUUGGUGAAUCAAUGGCACUAGGUCGUACAUUCCAAGAAUCUUUUCAGAAGGCAGUACGAUCUCUGGAAUGUGGCUACUCUGGAUGGGGUUGUGCAAAGGUUAAGGAACUUGACUGGGACUUGGACCAGUUAAAGUAUAGCUUGCGUGUCCCUAACCCAGAGCGCAUCCAUGCCAUUUAUGCCGCCAUGAAGAAGGGGAUGAAGGUAGAUGACAUUCAUGAACUGAGUUACAUUGACAAAUGGUUCCUUGUGCAACUUAAGGAGCUAGUAGAUGUGGAGCAAUUCCUUUUGGCUCGGAACUUGUCUGAUCUAACAAAGGACGACUUCUAUGAAGUGAAAAGAAGAGGUUUCAGCGAUAAGCAGAUAGCUUUUGCCACUAAAUCAUCUGAGAAAGAAGUUCGUUUGAAGAGAAUAUCUCUAGGUGUUACUCCAUCAUACAAGCGUGUAGAUACCUGUGCCGCUGAGUUUGAGGCCAAUACUCCUUACAUGUAUUCUUCCUAUGACUUUGAGUGUGAAUCAGCUCCCACUCAAAGUAAAAAGGUUUUGAUUUUAGGUGGAGGACCAAAUCGUAUUGGCCAGGGGAUUGAAUUUGACUACUGCUGUUGCCAUGCGUCCUUUGCCCUUCAGAAAGCAGGAUAUGAGACAAUCAUGAUGAAUUCAAAUCCUGAAACUGUAUCCACGGAUUAUGACACGAGUGAUCGUCUAUAUUUUGAACCUCUGACAGUUGAAGACGUGCUAAACGUUAUUGAUUUGGAACGUCCUGACGGCAUCAUAGUACAGUUUGGGGGUCAAACACCACUAAAACUUGCUCUUCCUAUCCAACACUAUUUAUAUGAGCACAAGCUUGAAUGUGCCAGUGGCAAUGGGACUGUACGCAUUUGGGGUACCACACCAGAUUCCAUAGAUGCAGCAGAGGACAGGGAAAGAUUUAAUGCAAUCCUAAAGGAGUUAAACAUUGAACAACCAAAUGGAGGAAUUGCCAAGAGUGAAGCUGAUGCUCUUGCAAUUGCCACAGACAUUGGAUACCCAGUGGUUGUCCGACCUUCCUAUGUAUUGGGUGGCCGGGCUAUGGAGAUUGUAUAUAGUGAUGACAAACUUGUGACAUACCUUGAAAAUGCUGUGGAGGUGGACCCAGAACGUCCAGUUCUGAUUGACACAUAUUUAUCUGAUGCCAUUGAGAUCGAUGUUGAUGCACUUGCUGACUCUCAGGGUAAUGUUGUGAUUGGUGGGAUUAUGGAGCACAUUGAGCAGGCUGGGGUCCAUUCUGGUGACUCUGCUUGCUCAAUUCCAACAAAAACCAUCCCAUCGUCUAGUUUGGAGACAAUUAGGUCGUGGACUACAAAAUUGGCCAAGAGACUAAAUGUAUGUGGCCUCAUGAACUGUCAGUAUGCGAUUACAGUGUCCGGAGAUGUAUUCUUACUUGAGGCAAACCCUCGUGCUUCCCGUACAGUCCCAUUUGUGUCAAAGGCAAUUGGACAUCCCUUGGCCAAAUAUGCUUCCCUUGUCAUGUCUGGAAUGUCUCUUUAUGACUUGGGUUUUACAGAAGAGGUAAUUCCUGCUCACGUGUCAGUGAAGGAAGCCGUUCUUCCAUUCGAGAAGUUUCAAGGUUGUGACGUGUUGCUAGGCCCUGAGAUGCGUAGCACUGGUGAGGUGAUGGGUAUUGAUUUUCAGUUUCCCAUUGCAUUUGCAAAGGCUCAAAUUGCAGCUGGACAGAAGCCACCACUUUCAGGCACUGUGUUCCUAAGCUUAAACGACUUGACCAAACCCCAUCUUGAAAAGAUAGCAAAGGCUUUCUUAGGGCUUGGAUUUAGGAUUGUUUCAACUUCUGGAACAGCUCAUGUUCUUGAAUUAGCUGGAAUUCUGGUGGAGCGGGUGCUGAAGUUGCAUGAGGGGCGGCCACAUGCUGGUGACAUGGUAUCUAACGGUCAAAUCCAGUUAAUGGUUAUCACAAGUUCAGGCGAUGCACUUGACCAGAUUGAUGGACGGCAGCUGAGGAGGAUGGCCCUCGCUUACAAGGUUCCUGUAAUAACGACUGUUGCUGGAGCUUUGGCAACUGCAGAGGCAAUAAAGAGCCUGAAGUCUAGCACUAUUAAGAUGAUUGCACUUCAGGACUUCUUUAAUUGUGAGGCGGAAACGGAGAGUUCUAAAAACUUCACCACUGUACAGCGUGCAACUAGUGCCUAGUGAGUGAUAAAUGCAUUUAAUUUGGAAAAGACAUUUAGCUAUUUAUCUUAAAUCUGGUAGCGUGGAUCGUUUAGUUUAGUGACUGAUUAUGAAUUCAUGUCUAUAAAUUUAUUUUCCUGCUAA
Molecule: messenger RNA, 3908 nt
Organism: Morus notabilis
Lineage: Eukaryota; Viridiplantae; Streptophyta; Magnoliopsida; Rosales; Moraceae
Product: carbamoyl-phosphate synthase large chain, chloroplastic
Exons: 3
Coding region: 204-3785 (1193 amino acids)
Biological process (GO): L-glutamine metabolic process
Cellular component (GO): cytoplasm
Molecular function (GO): ATP binding; metal ion binding
Source: RefSeq, a predicted model, not a curated record